Molecule: messenger RNA, 5469 nt
Organism: Bemisia tabaci
Lineage: Eukaryota; Metazoa; Arthropoda; Insecta; Hemiptera; Aleyrodidae
Source: RefSeq, a predicted model, not a curated record
GUAAACAACAAGUGAAUGAAUCAGUGAUAAUGGAUGCUGACCACAUGCUUUUACUUUUAAUCAGCCUUUUAAAAUAACUUUGCGAUCAAUCGCACAAUUUUCUACAGUUUUCAUAUUAAUUCAAGUUCAGAGCGUACGCGUGUUUAGUGUUAGAUUGAUGUGAAAAUCAUUUUCACCCUGCACAAGUCUGAUUUCAACAUGAUGAGGGCGCGGAGCAGCUCAGACAUCAAGUAACUAUAGAAAUUAAGAUUACAAGCAUUGCCUAGCAUAUUGAAUCUAGAGCAAUGUCAUCUCUUAUUUCGGCAGAGGUAACUGCUACGUGCAACGCCCUUGGGUUCAACGAUGAGAUUAUUUACAACUUAGAUCCAUAUUGUAAAGAAUCCAUCAGAGAUCUCAUUCGAUAUCUUCGACGUGACUCUGAAAAUCAUGAAAUCAGGAGACAGCUGGGCUCUUCCAAAGUUUUAGAGAAGGACUUGAUUCCCAUCCUUUGCCAGCAUUCCUCCAAUGAAGAACUGUUUGACCUUAAUCUUCGUCUUCUAAUCAACUUAAUGAGCCCAGUUAUACUCUUAUAUAAAGAAGAAUUGCCAUCUGAAAAAGUUUCAAGAAAUUACUACCUUCAGCUUCUCUCACAACUGCAAAGUGCCAAAGCAGCUUUUGCAGAUGAAAAGAUAUGGAAAGUUUUGGCUGAUAAAAUGGGCACCAUCUUAAAACUAGAAUGGGCAGAUCGAGGUGAGGAGAAAGGCUUCAUUAUCGAGAGGAUUUUAAUCUUGGCACGAAACGUUCUGCACGUUCCUGCUAAUUCGAAUGAAGAAAAACGACCGGACAGUGAUGCUAGCAUUCAUGAUCAGGUGCUGUGGGCAAUGCACACUUCAGGCCUCAUAGAUCUUUUUGUGUACCUUGCAAGUUCAGAAAAUGAAACCCAGUAUUAUUUACAUAUUUUGGAGAUUAUUUCCUUGAUACUGAGAGAGCAAACGCCAGAAUUUUUAGCAAAUGUGUCUGCCAGUAGAAGUGCGGAAGAGAAAGUGAAGGAUAAUGCUGCCUUGCUAGUUGUUAGACAAAAAGAAAUUGAAGAGAAAGCCGAAAAAAUGCGAAAAUACGCUGGAGCCAGGCAUUCAAGAUUUGGAGGGACUUUUGUCGUUAAAGGAAUCAAAUCAAUCGGAGAUCGAGAUAUGGUCGUACACAAGGCUCCUAAAGAAAUCACCCAGUUGACUUUUGAUCAACAUAAGGUUCAACCGAAAACGCCCAAAAAUCGAUUGCCGAUGCAAGACACCCAAGAAGUCAGAAAGUCGGCGUAUAGUAUUCGUCUAUUUUUAAAAGAGUUUUGUGUCGAAUUUCUGAACGGCGCCUACAAUCCAUUCAUGUUUGCUGUUCGAGAAAAAAUUUCAAGAGGUAAGGCGCAGCCCAAUGAUGAGUCCUACUAUUUUUGGGCUCUAGCAUUUUUCAUGGAGUUCAAUCGUCUCUACAAAUUCCAAGUCAAAUUAGUCAGUGAAACUCUGUCAGUGCAUAUCUUCCAUUUCGUUCAGAGCCAGCUGGAAACCUGGAUGGAAAUGAUGAUCACAGACAAGAAGAAGAUUCCCGUGUGGUCGAAACGAAUGCAUCUAGCAUUGAAGGCCUAUAAGGAAUUGCUGAUGACUUUGGCUGAAAUGGAUCGCAGCUCUGACGAGGGUGUGAGAGCCUCGGCGAAAUCGAUCAAAAGCAACCUAUUCUACGUCUCCGAUUACAGAGAUUUGAUUUUCGUCCUUUUCACAAAAUUCACACCUUUAAAGUUCACCAGAUCUUACCUCAUCGACCUCGUAGAAACGGCACAUAUAUUCAUGAAGCACUUGGAAGCUUACUGUAAGAACACCCAUCAUAUGGUCGUACAAACCAGCAAGAAAACCGGCAAAAAGAAGAAGAAGAAGAAGUCGAAAAAAGGCGCCGGGGCCGCUGCGAAGAAAGCCUCGGCACGUGACUUGGAGAUGGUCUGGGAGAUGGUGGGUCCGGAGGUCUCGGCCCUGCUCCAGAACGAGGAUCUCAUCCCCCGCGACGUGGUUCCCUUCGACGCCACCCUCGAGAUGAGCAUGGGCGAGCAGAAGGUCGAGGCCAUGAAAAAAGUUCGCUCGCUACUGAAGAACGGUGACGUAGAUCAAGCGGUCGGUUUACUCAGAGCCGCUCGCGAGGUCUGGCCUGAGAACGAUUGUUUCGGUAAUGACGACAUGGAUUCUUCGGAAGAAUUACUGGCUAUUCGGGAGAUCUUCAUGACUGACAUCGGUGAAAUGACAGUGGCUCCUGAUCCAGAUUCUGACGACAGCGAUGAUUCCUCCGGAAUAGAUGAUGAAGAAAGAGACGAAGGGAUGGACGUUUCUGAGCAGAACUUCAGUUUUAUCGAUUUCGUGAGAAGAUUUGCGCGGCCGACUUCAAUUCAGGCUUGUUGCACCCUGCUCGAGCAGUUCGAGAAGAAUUCGGUGGCCACGAAUCAUCAACUAGUGAAAUUGUUGCACAGGAUCACUUUUGACUGCAAACUACCGGCUUUGAUCUUCCAAGCCUCUGUUUUUAGAACCUUCCAACGCAUCCUCAACUCGAAGAAUCCUACUCACAAGGAGUUGCAGAAAUUUGCUGUCUACAUAAUUCGCAGAUUUACAGAAAUAUCCAAGACGAAUAAACUAGUUUUCAUGGAGUUGUUGUUUUGGAAGACCGAGAAGACAGCUUUUGAGAUGGAAGCAGGCUAUGGGCAAGAGGCGCCACAGCGAGGUUCCCAGAACCGCUUUUGGACCGAGGAACAAGAACAUGAGCUCCGCGUCCUUUUUGAGGAAUAUGAGCGUGACAAGCCGGAGGGAGAUAUGGUCGAUUGGAUCAUGAAGAAUUUAAUCAACAAGGAACGGACAAGGAGAAAUGUCAUCAAAAAAUUGAAAGAAUUGGGACUAAAAGCAACCAAAGUACCCAAGCCUCGCAAAAGCAAACCAAAAACGAAGAAUCAAAAGGCGCAAGAAGAUUUGCUGAAUGACAACAGUGAUAGCGACUCUAAAUCAGAUGCCUCAGACGCCGAAGGUUCACAGAAUGAGAGAGCUCCUUUUAAAUCCGGACCAGCUCCUUUAAAUACCGGUAUGUUUGACACCUCCGAUAGUGAUUCAGACCCAGGAGUUUUGAAUGAUGACAAUGGUGACAUUUUCCCGGGGACCUUGCCGAGCCACAGAAGUUCUAUGCGCUCUGAUUCUGACAGUGAUGAUGAUGCUGUAGGGAGAAAGGUAACAUCUCCAACACAAAACUCUCAACGCACAGCAAGUGACUUCUCAGCCACCCAAAAUUCCCAAAGAAGUAACAACUCGGACAUGGAUGAAGAGACGUUUUUCCGAAGCCUCAACUCAAAUGCUGUGGAUUCUCAAGCAAGAGCUGAAAACCCCCUUCCAGUUUCUGACAAGAGUGAUGAUGAGAAUUCCGAAAGUUUCUUUUUAAGCAAUGCUUCAAGUUUCAAGUCGGGUCAAAGUCAGUCUAAAGGCACUUCCAAAGUGCUAACAGACUCGGAGGAUUCUCAAGCAAGAGCUGAAACCUCCCUUCCAGUUUCUGACAAGAGUGAUGAUGAGAAUUCCGAAAGUUUCUUUUUAAGCAAUGCAUCAAGUUUCAAGUCAGGUCAAAGUCAAUCUAAAGGCACUUCCAAAGUGCUAACAGACUCGGAGGAUGAGAGCAAAACUCCGACAAAAUCACCUCUGAAAGUAAUUUCCAAUUCUAACAAAUUCUCAACCUCCAAUUUUGUUGCCUCUGACUCUGAUGAAGAUUCUGGUAACCUGCAGCCCAUUGCUAGUGCUAAAAAAUCUGCCUCUCGUAAACGGCUCAGAAAAGCUGCUAGCUCGGACGAGGAAAAUCAUGAAACACCGACUAUAACCGCGUCUCCAAAGUCAGCUUUCAGUUCAGAUAAAAAACGUGCUCGGCAAGUGCUCAGCUCUGAUAGUGAUAGUGAAAAAACUCCCAAACCUCAUUGCUCUCCUCCUAGUAGUAGAAAGGAAUCCUCUAAGAAAGUAUUCAGCUCUGACGAAGAAGAAACAUACCUACCAAAAUCUCAAAGCUCUUCUAUCACUGCUAACAAGCGCUCGAGGAGAGUACUAAGCUCUGAUGAGGAAGACUCAGAGGUACAGGAUGGCAAAGGAAGAACCUCAAGAAAGGAAGAACAAUCAAUCACGAUUAACAGUUCAGAUGAUGAAACUCCACUAAUUUCAAAGAGUAAGGCAGCAGAGCGUCAGAACGGUGGCACUAUUGAAAUACAUAGCUCUGAUAGUGAAACUUGUUCUUUCAUCAAAAACAAAACCAGUUCUAGUCUAAGUCCCGCUAUUGAAAUCAAUAGCUCUGAUGAUGAAACUUUCACUAGUCCCAAGAGCAAAGUCCCAGCACAUAGAAGUGAUAACACGCCCAAACGAGGAAUCAAAGUCAGAUCAGGAUCGGCCUCAAAAAUCACCCCUAAUAGUAAAACUUUGCCUGAGGCUUCGAGUAACACUCCAGGCAGUAGAAUGUCACUUUACUUGAAUUCAGAUUCAAAUGACUCGCCUGCAAGGAUAUUUUCACGUCCAGAUUCUGAUACGAACAACACUCCAGCCAAGAUGGUGCUGCAUUUGAAUUCAGACUCAAAUGACACCCCCAGCGCCAAAUUAUCCCUGCAUCUAGAUUCUGACUCUAAUCAAUCUCCACUCAAAUUAAACUCGAGUAGUUUCAACACUGUCAAUAAAACUAGGAAACUCCAAAUUGAUUCUGACUCUGACUGAACUCCUUAAAAUUGCUACGCAUUUUAUUUUCGAAGUUAUAAUUUCAUCAAUGUUAUGUUAACAAGCAAUAAAUGUCAUCAAUCUCUCAUGAUAAAUUAAAAUUAGGAAAAUGUAUAUCCUUGUAAUUUCGGUGUUAAAUGUUUUUUUUUAAUUUCUUUCACUAUUUAUAAUUUUUAAACAUAGUUAACUAAGAUGCCUUGCCUGUGAAUGUUUGUCUUGAGUCAUUGCAGUUUGACAUAGGAUGUCUUUCUAGAGGUAAUAUCACCAUAAGGUGUGCAUGUGAUAUUGUUCGGGAUUUUUCAACCUUUAUUUUAACUUUUCGCUCCACGAAAACUGAUAUUAUUGAAAUUUUCAGAAAUAGCUAAGCAUUAAUUGUUGAUUUUAUAGGUCUUUGAUUUCUUUUUGCUUUUUUUCUCAGUAUUUGUUGUGUAAAUUUUCAUCAUGCACUAUGAAAAUUUCUUUUCAUUUAUAAGUGUAUAUUUUUAGAAUAAUUUUUCAUUGGCCGAUUCAAAAAAAAAGAAAAUUUUGAAAUUUUUGCACGCUAGUCUUUAAAAUGCAACAUUCCCAGUUUCAUCCUAAAAGUAUUCUGUUUAACCGUACUAUUUUAUACCUCCCCCCCCUUCCCCCCCAAAAAUACUUUGAAAUAACCACAUAAGUCUUUCUAGAUCAUUGAUUCAAAUUAUAUUUUUGUCAUUUCAGUUUAAUAAAUUUUUAAUAAAAUUGACUAUUUAGAAUAUUA